Danio rerio (zebrafish) is the source of this 9177-nucleotide messenger RNA. The record is from RefSeq and is a predicted model, not a curated record. NCBI's taxonomy places the organism in Eukaryota, Metazoa, Chordata, Actinopteri, Cypriniformes, Danionidae.
UUUGUCAAGCACUCCAUGCAUACCUUCAGAAACGAUUGCACAAACGAAACAGACCGUGAAAAAACCGAGGUGCAUGGAAUUUACCUCAACAUAUGUUUGUUGAUGUUCAUUUUGGAGUCGCCUUCUCACGUCAUAUUUAGAUUUAUCACAAUGGUUGUGGGUUUAAAUAAGAAAAACCGAAUUCGGUUUAGCAUGAUGUCCUAAUGAAAACUGCAAAAUCGAAUCGCCAAUUGGGAAGAAUUCGGAACGAACUUACCCAGCGUUCUAUUUGGAGCACGCGCCGGCUGACGUAGGUAAGCAGCGCGCGCGUCCUAGUCCCUUGAGAAAGAACAGCGUGCACGCGCUUCCAUCCUCCUCGCUGCUACAGUGAAUGCGGGCAUCCAGACGCCUGACUGAGUGCGGCGCUUCUUUUCCCGGUACCACGGAUGCCAGUGCAUGGAGAGGGUUCUGUCGAAGCCGAAAAGGAGUCAUGCAAAUGUAUAUUCACACGGACGCUCGGCUGUAAGUGAUGCUACUGCAAGUUAAAGUCCUGGAAGUAAAACCGCAGCAGAUUGGGAAUAAACGGAUAGAUCGGCGUUCCCCGUUGCAGAGCGCACUCAGUUCGCUUGGAAUACAGAGACGCAGCGUGGAAUUACCGGAGCCCUCAGUUUGUGAACUAAAGUCAAUUCGUUUUCUACCGCAUUUCUUUUUUUAUUCAUUUUUUUAUUUCCCUAAUUUCUUUCUUCUUUUUUGCUGUUAUGUUUGAUUAGGUUUAUUACCCCUUUUUUAUUCCAGUCUUCUUUAGUAAUCUACCCUUUUGGUUUUUAUUCUCUCAUCCUCCGAAAAUAGCUUGGGUUCGUUUUUUUUGCGAGGGUAGAUUGUGGUGAAAGAUAUUCAUUCAGUCUCUCAAACUGAGUCGUGUCAUGGAUGGCAAACUGCAUUUGCAUCUACGGAACAAAUCGGGGAAUAUACAAUAACUACUGCUGACAGAGACAAGGACAAAUGACAUAGGAUGAACACUGCUGGUCAUCUCUGUCUGUCUGUGCUGUCAUCCCUUUUCGCUCUGGCCUGGGCCGUGGAGCCGCUGGGUCAGGCUGCCCCCUGCUCCUCUCUGGUGGCCGGGGUCUUAUACGGCUCCUUCUCGCUCAGGGACCUCUUUCCCAGCCCAUCGGCUCUGGCAUCCGGAUGCUCGUGGACUGUGGAGAACCCUGACCCCACUAAGUACUCGCUCUAUUUCCGCUUCAAUCGCCAUGCCGGUGCCUGCUUAGCUUUCUCCCCGCUGGUGCUGCCCUUGGACCACUACCUCUCCAACCAGACCUGUGGCCCUCCAGACCAGCCUUCCUUCCCCUCGGACCCUGAAGCCGUGGAACUCUGUAUGGUCCCAGGACCUCACACCUUCCUACAGUUCGACAAGAACUUUGUACAGUUGUGCCUGACUAGUCAUCCAAGCACAGACGGAGACAGCGAAGAUGGGACGUCCGAGGGAAGCCAAGCCCCCUUGUCAGCAGAAACCCUGGAUUUUCGGCUAGUAGAGGUUCUGCUUAUUAACAAUGAGAAUUCCAGUCAGUUUACCUGUGGAGUACUCUGCCGGUGGUUUGAGGAAUGCUUGCAUAUUGGCGCAGGCUGGGAAACCGAAAGUUGCAGUAUCACCCAAACAGGAUGCGUGUGUCCUAACACAGCUCCUCCGGUGUCCCUGCUGCCCACCGUACCCCACAACCAGUCCUUAGAUCCCAGUUCUAGCGUGUUGCAAUCCCCACCUGAUGACUGUUGUGUCACACAGCUGCACUCCAAGAACGGCAUUGCUAUAGCGCCACGGGACGUCCGGCAAGAACCUGACGAUGAUGAGCAGAAGGUGAAGACGCAGAGGCCACGAUCGGCUGACCAGCCAGGUGUGUUUCAGGCACAGACUGGUGACCCGGCAGCGGAGGAGUGGUCUCAGUGGAGCGUGUGUUCGCUGACUUGUGGGCAGGGUUGGCAGGUUCGUUCGCGUUCUUGUGUAUCCUCUCCGUACGGGACCCUCUGCAGCGGCCCGCUGAGGGAAACCCGACUCUGCAACAACACUGCCACCUGCCCAGGUGAGCCGCAGCAUCAAGCAGUGCAUGGGCUGUGGGAGGAAUGGUCUUCAUGGAGCCUAUGCUCUGUCACGUGUGGCCGCGGCUCUCGGACUCGGAGCAGGAUCUGUGUUCUCCCCCAGCAUGACAGCACGGGCUGCGGAGGCCCAGAGGUGCAAACCAAACUCUGCAAUAUAGCUGUGUGCCCUGUGGAAGGUCAAUGGUUGGACUGGGCCACCUGGUCUCAGUGCUCUGUCUCCUGCGGCACCGGGACUCAACAGCGGCAGCGGCGGUGCAGCGUUUCGGUUCAUGGCUGGGCUGAGUGUAAAGGGCCGCAUGCGGAAACUCGUGAGUGCACCAACCCAUCUUGCGGGGGUGGAGGGAACUGGGGUGCGUGGAAUCACUGGAGCCUGUGCUCGAAGACCUGUGACUCGGGCUGGCAGCGGCGCUUCCGCAUGUGUGAAGGCACAGGGAUCCAGGGUUAUCCAUGCGAUGGCUCUGGAGAGGAAGUUCGCUCCUGCAAUGACAAGAAGUGCCCAGCGCCUCAUGAAAUAUGUAAAGAUGAGUACCAAGUAGCCAUGACGUGGAAGAGAGCUUCAGCUGGAGAGACAGUAUACAACAAGUGUCCAUCAAAUGCCACUGGAUCUGCUAGUCGUCGUUGUUUGCUGGACGUUAAUGGAGUUGCUUACUGGGGUCCUCCGAGCUUCGCCCGAUGUGUCUCACUCGAAUAUAGAUAUUUACAUUUAUCUUUGCGAGAACAUCUUGCGAAGGGUCAGAGGACCCUGGCAGGGGAGGGCAUGUCUCAGAUCGUGAGGAGUCUCCUGGAGUUAAUGUCCCGUAAGAAUUAUUACAGUGGAGACCUCUUAUUCUCCGUGGAGAUUCUCCGAAAUGUGACAGACACCUUCAAGCGAGCAACCUACAUCCCAGCUCCUGACGACGUGCAGAAUCAGACGACACGCCAUAUUUCGUGAUCGGAGCCAUCCUGUACCGUACUCUCGGCCACAUAAUGCCCCCGCCAAAAGACCCGUUUGUGAUCAGCUCAAAGAUUCUGACAGUAACUGUACGCCCUUUACCCAAGCCCACCGAGCCCCUGGUGUCAGUGGAACUCGCCCCUUUGCUAAAUGGCACGACGGAUCCUCAGUGUGUCGUCUGGGACUACGGAAACCCAGAGGCUGGCGAAGAAAACUGGGACGCAGAGAGCUGCCAAACGCUCCCAUCGCCGGCAGUCUCCCACACCAAAUGUCUGUGCAGCAAGCUGUCCACCUUUGCAGUGUUAGCGCAGAAAGCUAAAGAACCGGGUAUGGGGCCCUCCAGUAUGCCGUCUGUACCCCUGAUGGUGGGCUGUGGCAUAUCGUGUACGGCCCUGCUCAUUCUGCUGCUCAUCUACGCUGCCUUCUGGAGGUACAUUCGUUCAGAGAGGUCCAUCAUCUUGGUGAACUUCUGUCUGUCCAUACUGGCCUCCAAUGUGCUUAUACUGGUGGGACAGUCCCAAACGCUCAGUAAGGGACUGUGCACUGUGACUGCUGCCUUUUUACACUUCUUCUUUCUGGCCUCUUUCUGCUGGGUUUUGACGGAGGCCUGGCAGUCCUACCUGGCCGUGAUUGGCAAGAUGAGAUCUCGCCUCAUUCGAAAGCGUUUCCUGUGCCUCGGCUGGGGUCUUCCAGCCUUAGUAGUAGCUGUAUCUGUGGGUUUCACACGGGCUAGAGGUUACGGCACGCCAAGUUAUUGCUGGUUGUCUCUGGAAGGGGGGCUGCUUUAUGCGUUCGUCGGUCCUGCUGCUGUCAUUGUCCUGGUAAACAUGCUGAUAGGAAUCGUGGUCUUCAACAAGCUCAUGUCUAGAGACGGCAUCUCAGACAAGUCCAAAAAGCAGAGAGCAGGUCCACCGCUGGAAGCGCGUAGCAGGCUGCUCCUGAAAUGCUCCAAGUGUGGGGUGAUCUCCAGUACUGCCCUGUCCAGCUCUACCGCCAGCAGCGCCAUGGCAUCUUUAUGGAGCUCUUGUGUGGUUCUCCCUCUGCUGGCCCUCACAUGGAUGUCAGCUGUUCUGGCCAUCACAGAUCGCCGCUCGACCCUCUUUCAGGUGCUCUUCGCGGUCUUUGACUCCGUCCAGGGAUUCGUCAUCAUCACUGUGCAUUGUGCCAUGCGGAGAGAGGUGCAGGACGCAGUGCGCUGCAGGAUGGGUGGCUGCAAAGACGACAGUGAAAACUCUCCGGAUUCCUGCAAGAACGGCCAGGUGCAGAUCAUGCAGAGGUGCUCGCACCGUCCUAGUCUCUACAGUCAGGAGCAGUGUGGCUCGCUCCGAUAUUCACCCGGGUGCUGCCAAGGCUGCCACCAAUCCUGCCCCGCCCACCCCCCACUAGCUUUGGCCAAUCACGGUCACGGACACAGCCAUAACCACGCCCAUAUUCUCCACCAGAACCACACUCAGACUCUCAACCACAACCAUCUUAUGAACCACAAUCAUGUCCAUACUCUUGACAAGAACCACACGCAGACUUUGAACCACAACCACAUUCAUACACUCAACCACAACCAUGCGCUCAACCACAACCAUGCACUCAACCACAACCAUGCGCUCAACCACAACCAUGCGCUCAACCACAACCAUGCGCUCAACCACAACCAAGCCCACAUUCUCCACCAGAGCCAAAGCCUAGUCCUGGAGCAAAACCACAUGACCACGGACUUUGAGAAAGAUGUGGACCUGGCAUGCCAAACAGAAAGAGGACACCCAUUCAUCUUUAAGGAGGUGAACACCUGUAACCCUGCCACCAUAACCGGAACCCUAUCUCGCAUCUCCCUGGAUGACGAGGAUGAUCCCAAGUUGGCAGCUCAUCAGGAAGGCGUUAAUUUCAGCAGUUUGCCUGGAAACAUCCCACCCCCUAACCUCCUGGUACAGGUACCUCCGUUGGGUCCCCUAAACGAGCUCAGCGAGCAGCCACUGAAGAAAGAGGUCAAUGUGGAGCAACAAGGUCAGCAUCAGCGAUCUGGACCCAUCUAUCUGUGCACAGAGAGUGGGUUGGGUUGGGCCCGACCUAAUCCUUCUUCCACCCAGGAUUCAACUGGUGGAGGAGGUGGGGAAGGGGAUUACAUGGUGUUGCCACGUCGAACAGUCAGUCUAAAGCCCCCUCCUCCACCCCAGGAUGAGGGGAAACCCCUAAACAUUACAGUAGAUGACCCCCCUUUUCCCCCACCCCCUUCACCAAUGACUCUGCAUCCAGCCGAGAGUGAAGCAUACCCUGCAGACUUUGCAGCUACAGACCACAUCAGCAUGAACUUAAACCGCUCCUACAGCACGCUCAAACAGUUACCGGCCCAUGCCGGACACACACACUCCCACACCAACACCCACACUCUGCAGGUCAAGCAGAAUCGUCCUUCUGUCCGGCAGAUCCUCACCUCGGGAACGGUGGAGCGCACCAGAACCCUUCCCCGCAACCUGGGCAGCACCAACACCAGCAUCUCGGCUGGAUCUUUGGAAAGGAAAAGAGUACGGUACUCUGAGCUGGACUUUGAGAAAGUGAUGCACACUCGCAAAAGACACUCAGAGCUGUACCAUGAACUCAACCACUCCACCAAGUUCCACACCAUAGACAGGUAUAACAGGGACCCUGCCAUGUCCUCCUUCAAGAGGGAAAAGCGAUGGAGCAUUUCGUCUGCCGGAGGUGAAAAGAAUUCUUCGAGUGACAAGUCCACCACAGAUGACCAGCGAUCUUGGGACAGCUUUAAGACCAUGACCCCUGAGCAGACGUGUGGCUCCAACGAACACAAGGACAGACUGGAGUUACGAAGUAAACCCUGGGACACAUCCUCCGUCAACACACCUGACACAUCCGAAGGAGACUUCCAGACUGAAGUGUGAAGAAAAACACACACCCACAACAAACUAAGAGACAACUAAACCCUCUUACAUACUCACACAGUCAGUGAUCUUCAGCAAGACGCGUUUCUAAAGGAUUCUGUACUCGUUUACAGGACAAACCAGAGAUGAAGAGUGCUCUAUUCUAUAUUUUCACACAGAGACAUUACGUGAAAGAGUGAGGCCUGGAGAGUAUGGUACAAAUUUUUAACAAACUGUUUCUGAAAUGUCUUGAUUUUACUCCAGAAAGGAUUCUCUUUCACCUGUUUGAUGAUUUGGGAAUUUAACAAAAAAAAAUAAUAUUUCUGCACCCUUCUUUUUUUAUAGAGGAAAAAAAAAAAGAAAAAUCGGUAUUGAUGAUUCGCACACUGUUUAAUAACCCCCUAGGGUUUUUUCCCCCCUUUCUGUCUUCGCAUUUCUUGGAUGACUCAAGUUCUGUUUCCCUUUUUCUUGGUUUGUUUGUUUGUCAGGGGAGAGGGAGGGGAAGUUUUGAAAGCGAUUAUUAAUAUGUGCCAUCCUCUGCUUUUUUUCCCCCCUCUGCAUCAGGCGUACUGUACACAAAAGCUUAUCUAGCUUUCUUUUGUUUUCUAUAUUUUUAUUUAGAAUGCUUGUGCAUUAUUUUGUUUAAUAUAUAUAUAUAUAUAUAUUUUAUUUUAUAUUAUACAGUCAAACUUCAGGUAUCAUUUCAUGUGGGAUUGUGUUUUAUUCAUGCUUUCCAAAACGCUUUACAGAAUUGUAUGUGUGAUAAAUGUCAAAUCAUUUCACUUAAGGGAAGCAUCCAUCUCCAAAACAACCAAAAUAAUGCGCAUUCCAGUCAUAGAAAGCUUUGGAAUUUGGUAUCAGGCUUAUCCAAUUCAAACUGAGAAGUUUUUUUUAACCAACGCAAAGUUCUGCUGUCAGGGAAGUUUCCACAUUUCUUUGCCAUCUUUAUGUUGUGCUUCACUUCUACUCUCGCUAAAAAAGUAGCUCUUUGUGAAACUGAAAACCAGUGACUCUAGCUGAACUGAUUUUUUUGCACUCCAUCCAUGGAGUUUGACAGUUAGCUUAAUGCUAAGCAGGCUGCCGAGGUCAUCUUUGUCAACCCUUCUCCUCUUCAUAACCCAUUCAUUAAUCGUGUUGGCUGAUGUAACUCCACAUGGAGACUCGGAAAGCGAGAAAGAGAGGGCGAACAAGCGAGAGAGGUGUGGUAAUUAUCUUGGGAGAAUAACGAUUUGUCCUGACAUUUUCUUACUUGGCGCGAAUUUCAUCUGCUCAAAGAUCCCUAAAGUCAGCAUAUCAUAUAGGCACAGAUGGCAAGACUAGAGCAUGCCAUUUUAACCUUUGCAAGUAAUCUGCACUAAUGGGGAACAUGGGCCGCCUCUUCCGCCUGAAAAAUCUCCAAACCACCAUGGCAAUUAAAAGUAGUUUCUCGUCUCCCUUCUCAACCGCAGUCAAGAAUUUUACUCUCAUAUAUGAGAUAAGCAAUAUCACACGAACAAGAGCUCUGUUUGUCAGAAGGUUGACACUGAUCUGCAGUGCUGGUAUCCAGUACUGUAGCAUAAUUGUGAUAUUGCAUACAGAAUAUGUAGGAAUAUAUUUUGGUUGUGCGAGUAAAAACUCUUCCCCCAGGCCUCAAAGGCACAUUAGCAAGUAAUGCUAGAGGUUGUGCUAUUUAGUAUAAGUGUGCACACCACCCAUUUCAGAAACAAAAGCUGGUAUUCUGGGGGAGUAAUUUAAACUGGAAUGGUUGCGUUGGUGCCGUGACCCUGAUGGUUGUGUUUUUGAGGGUUGAGUGGAAUCCUGGUCUCAAGAAGCACACUAGUGACUGUUAGAGGCUACAGUCUUGACUGUUUUGUUAGAUUGCGUGCCACCUUUUCCAGUCUGAUUCCUGCUCAGAGCAGGGUGAGUACUGGAUGUGUAAAUUGGUGCCGUGACCCGGAUGGUUGUGAGAAUUCAGAGAUUGAGUGGAAAAGAAGUGAAAAACCUCACUCUCCUGACCUGAAGCGGCACACUGGUGUUUGACAUUAGAGGCUGUGGUCUUCAGGGUCCUUGUUAGUGACUUUAUCCCCUACUGGUGCCGUGACCCGGAUAGGAGUGAGAUAACAGAGGCCAGGUAAUAGUAAGUGUGUUAUUAAGCUUCAGUCUCCUGGUCUAAAGGCAUGUUAGAGUGUGUGUGGUAUUUAGUGUGCCCACUUAGCAUGCAUGAAACACCAGUUAAAUCCCACUCUGAGAGGGACAGGGGUGCCCUGACUUGGAUGAGAAUGAGGUUUAGGGGUGUAAGUGUAAUGGAGACCAAACUCUACGAGUGAGUAAAAUCAUCCACUCUGUUGACCUCAACCACACUUGUGGUUGACUCUAAAGGUUUUUAGGUCGGGUAAGAUUAACCAAGAUUAAAGUUAACGCUAAUUUCAAUGGCUUCAAUAAUCAUAAUAGCAACUGAUGCGAGAGCAUCAUGGUUGGUGUGCCUGCCUCCAAUGCUGAAAACACAAACACAAAUCCCACUUGAAACAAGACAAAUGCAACCAGAGGGGUUAAUUUUAGAUUAAGUCUAUAAGAAAGUGAGGUCAUUUAUCUUUCCGUUCUGAGAAAAGCAAUUGUAGCCUUGUUUUGAAAAAUCAAUAAGAUUAACCAAACAGGUGAGCUGGAUAUUUAAGUUCUAUAAGAUGCCGUCUUAACAACCACACACCUGUACGCAAACCCUGCUUUUUUUACAGUGCCUGUUUGUUUUUUGUUUUGCUAUUUUAUCUGAUGCAGUCAUCAGCUGUUUCAAUGUUUUGUCAUCCCACUCUAUUUCCGUCUAUGUAUAUGAGUGUUGGGUUUUUCAUAGAUGUUUACAGAGUCCUACUUAAUGAAACUGGAGCAUUACACCCAAAAACCCCACUAAACUAACUAUGUUUUGAACAGAUUUAUGUAUUGCUCUUUAAAAAGAAAAAGAAAAAAACUACUUGAGAAUGGCCUUACAGUCACAUCAAAUUUAUGAGAUAUGUAUUUUGGAUAUGUGCAUUGUGAGGAGGAUGAUCGUUGAAAAAUGAAUGGUGAACAACAGCUGGGUGUGAACGGAUUGAAGACUGAAUAUGUUUCCCCGGACUUCCUGACCAGCAGGAUGUUUUCUUCAUGACUUGACGUGUUUGAAACUUUCAGAUCCCUCCCCUUGCCAGCACACACGAUCCCAUUGGCUAAAGAAGAUGGCUACCACAGAGAAUCCUCCUUGCACCAUUUAAGUUUUUUUUAUACAUAAGAUUGUACAAAGUAGUCCUCUACUGUUUUCAUAGAGUGUCUUUUUAUAUGAAAAUAAAUUUUCAAACUGAUGAA